This is a messenger RNA of Caretta caretta (loggerhead turtle), 1792 nucleotides long. It is a transcript of the gene EXOSC2, whose product is annotated as exosome component 2. The record is from RefSeq and is a predicted model, not a curated record. Lineage: Eukaryota; Metazoa; Chordata; Testudines; Cheloniidae. Gene Ontology annotation, cellular component: nuclear exosome (RNase complex); cytoplasmic exosome (RNase complex). Gene Ontology annotation, molecular function: RNA binding. Gene Ontology annotation, biological process: U4 snRNA 3'-end processing; nuclear-transcribed mRNA catabolic process, deadenylation-dependent decay; CUT catabolic process.
GCGGAGAGAACGUGUGGUUCAGACGGGCACUGAAGCCUAGGAAGGAAAGUGCCAGGAGUUAAGAUGGCGGCAGUAGAGGUGCGGCUGCCGGUGGCCCGCAAGCUGGUGGCCCAGAGCCUGGCGCAGGGGAGCGACAAGCACCUGGUGGCUCCGGGGGACACGAUCACCACAGACACGGGCUACAUGAGGGGCCAUGGCACGUAUAUGGGAGAUGAGAAACUUGUAGCAUCUGUAGCAGGUGCUGUGGAGAGAGUGAACAAACUGAUCUGUGUCAAAGCUCUGAAAACCAGGUAUAAUGGGGAAGUUGGUGACAUUGUGGUUGGGAGAGUCACAGAGGUUCAGCAGAAACGAUGGAAGGUGGAGACCAACGCCAGGCUGGAUUCAGUCUUGCUUCUCUCGUCCAUGAACCUACCAGGAGGGGAGCUGAGGAGGAGAUCAGCGGAGGAUGAGCUUGCAAUGAGGGACUAUCUACAGGAAGGGGAUCUUAUCAGUGCAGAAGUCCAGGCAGUAUUUUCUGAUGGGGCUGUAUCACUGCACACACGGAGUCUGAAAUACGGGAAGCUUGGCCAGGGUGUGCUCGUUCAGGUUUCUCCCUCCCUCGUGAAACGCCAGAAGACUCACUUCCAUGAUCUGCCCUGCGGCGCCUCUGUGAUCCUUGGCAACAACGGCUUCAUCUGGAUCUAUCCAACGCCCGAGCAGAAGAAUGAAGAGGCAGGGGGCUUUGUCACCGAUUUGGAGCCAGUUUCCUUACAUGACCGGGAGGUAAUCUCACGACUCCGGAACUGCAUCCUGGCUCUGGUUGCUCAGAAACUGAUGCUCUACGACACCAGCAUUGUGUACUGCUACGAGGCCUCCCACCCCCAUCAGAUCAAGGACGUUCUCAAACCAGAGGUGAUGCAGGAGAUUGUGCUGGAGACCCGGCAGAGGCUGUUGGAACUGGAGGGAUGAGGGAAGGAGAUAUGGCAGCUUGGAAUCCCGCCAAAGCAGCAUUGACUCCCCAACUUCCUGCAUUGCCCCAAUCCCUUAAAUGUCUUUCCAGAGCUCAGAAAAUACAGGAUUCCUUCUGGUUUGUAGGGCAAUGUAAACCCCUACAGACUGGACAUAUGGUCUUUGUGAAGAGCGGCUGCCACUGGGAUGUAGCUUGCUAGACUGGUUGCUAUGGUGGGCAAUGUGCUUUUAAAGUGCCCCUAACGUGGGCCACAUUGUUAGGACAGAGGAAACAAUGUAUUUUGUUUUGCCUUAUGGUGUGCGUCUGUCCCCCGCCCCGGCCAUUCCCCAAGGAUCACGUAGCCGGUCCCAGCAGUGGUUGAUCAUGACAGUGAUAGGAGUUCUACCAAUAUGUCCUUUAUUCAAGAGACACAUUUUUUCCCUCAAGACCCACAUUACAGCUACCCAUCUCCAAAGGACGGGACUCAUCGCCGAGCCUGUGAAUGGUUCUGUCAGCGUGCUGUGUGGCUCUCUCUGCCCCCUUCCAAACACACACUGGAUUUGGAUGGUCAGUUCUUGCAUUUUCUGUGCUUAGAAUAUAGCGUACAGAAUGGUACAAAGACCUGCUGGUGCCAGGUGGCCAUCUCACUGUGUAUUGAGUGCCCAGAGGUAGUAGUCAGGCAAGGUGCCUUGAUCCUCCAGAGCAAAAGGCUUCUUCCCAUCCCAUGCAUGGAAGUGAUGAUCCCAAGUGUUUUAUUUUGUAGGUCUGAUACUGUGAGCUCUGGUAGUGAAGGAUUUAGCUGUUGUUUCCUACUAGAUUUUUCUUUAAAAAAAUCUUCAAUAAAGAAUAUUUUUUGAGAGAGAA